This is a messenger RNA of Dunckerocampus dactyliophorus (ringed pipefish), 3354 nucleotides long. Its product is annotated as elongation of very long chain fatty acids protein 4-like. Gene Ontology annotation, cellular component: endoplasmic reticulum membrane; endoplasmic reticulum. Gene Ontology annotation, molecular function: fatty acid elongase activity. The transcript has 7 exons. Gene Ontology annotation, biological process: fatty acid elongation, polyunsaturated fatty acid; fatty acid elongation, saturated fatty acid; fatty acid elongation, monounsaturated fatty acid. The coding region runs from base 259 to 1215 and encodes 318 amino acids. NCBI's taxonomy places the organism in Eukaryota, Metazoa, Chordata, Actinopteri, Syngnathiformes, Syngnathidae. The record is from RefSeq and is a predicted model, not a curated record.
ACAGGGCCUGUGUGUGCUACCUUGAUAGCGCUGUUGAGAAUGCUCAAGAGGAGAAUUGUUAGGAAGACCAACAGUGGAGGGAGGCUGCAGGACGACACAUUCAUGCCAUCGUCGUCUAACUCGCCGCAGAUGCUGAGCAACUGUUAAAAAAAGUCAAAUCGAUUAAUCAGGAGGCGGAGCGCUGUAUGACCUUGCUUUGAAUGUCAUCGUAGACGGACAAAAAAAGAAAAACACAUCGACACAAUCAGGUCGUCAGACAUGGAGAUCGUUACACACUUGAUUAAUGACACCAUAGAAUUCUACAAGUGGACCUUAACCAUUGCAGACAAACGAGUGGAGAAAUGGCCCCUGAUGAACAACCCCCUGCCCACAUUGGCCAUCAGUACAUCCUACCUGCUGUUCCUUUGGCUGGGGCCCAAAUACAUGAAGAACAGGGAGCCCUUCCAGCUCCGUAAAACCCUCGUUGUCUACAACUUCAGUAUGGUCUUCCUCAAUUUCUUCAUUUUCAAAGAGCUGUUUAUGGCAGCUCGGGCGGCGAGAUACAGUUACAUUUGUCAACCAGUGGACUACUCAGACGACCCCAAUGAAGUCAGGGUUGCAGGAGCCUUGUGGUGGUAUUUCAUCUCCAAAGGCAUCGAGUACCUGGACACGGUGUUCUUCAUCCUGAGGAAAAAGUUCAACCAGGUCACCUUCCUGCACGUCUACCACCACUGCACCAUGUUCACUCUCUGGUGGAUCGGCAUCAAAUGGGUGGCGGGAGGACAGUCAUUCUUUGGUGCACACAUGAACGCCGCAAUCCACGUCUUAAUGUACCUCUACUACGGCCUGGCUUCCUGUGGACCGAAGAUCCAAAAGUACCUGUGGUGGAAGAAGUACCUGACCAUCAUCCAGAUGAUCCAAUUCCACGUCACCAUUGGCCACACAGCCUUGUCCCUGUAUGUCAACUGCGACUUUCCCCACUGGAUGCACUACUCUCUCAUCUGCUACGCCAUCACCUUCAUCAUCCUCUUCGGCAACUUCUACUACCAGACCUACCGCCGGCAGCAGCCCAGACGAGACGCCUCCUCUUCCAAAGCUAGCAAGGCAAUCUCCAACGGGGCCCUCAAUGGACUCAGCAAGGCCGCCAAUGGCGCAGCGGCGGCGGGGAGCAAAGACGACAAACCCCAGGAAAACACCGGCAGGAGAAAGAGGAAAGGAAGAGCGAAAAGAGAUUAGAUGAUGAAUGGUGAGGCUGACCUGCUUUGAUUUAUUGGAUUUUAGUAGAAGAGAAAGAAUGGAUGAGGUACAGUGUGAUGUAUUUAUUUAAAGCCAUGGUCUGAGUUGAUGUAGAUAUGUAGACUGUAUGAGACUGGCUGGUGUCAAGAGAGUGUUGUUGAGGCGUCAAGGUUGUACAGAGGCCAUUCUGGUCACACAAAAAAAUUAGUGUGGAAUCCAGGUAUUCUCUUAAUUGAGGUGCCAGGUGGUGUAAAUCAGCUUGGCCUGCUGAGAAAUUAACACGAUUUCUCCCGCGCUUGCUGGAAAUAAGUAGAUUUACUACAACAGGAACUCAUUUAACGCAAACCAGUUUCCAGUUUCCCAACCGUUAUUGAGCCAAGGCACGCAUUUUACGCCACCAAACUAAGAUGGUGUAUAAAUGGCAACAGAUGGAUACACAGGAUAAUUACAUACCUUCUGCCAUCUAUUGGAACAGCAUUUAAUUGUUCUGCCUGUCACAAUGCUUCGCUCGUUGGUAGUAAAUAUGUACAUGUAUAUACAUGUAUUUACAUUUUAUUUACACCAACUACGUGAAAUUGGAUAAUUUCCCCUCAUGAUCUUGCAGCACAGCGGUUGGGAAUCACUGCCGUAAAUGAGCAAUCAUGUCUGUUUAAACUCUAACUAGGUCAUCCACAUGUAUAAAGCUGAUCUUGUUCUUAGCCAUUCAUAUGAGUGAGUGGUGAGUUGCUAUAUGAUAAUCCUGGAGCAACAACCACUGUUCACAUGACGGAUUUAAAUGUAUGUCAUCACCAUAUACGUCUUUGUAAUUAUUCACUAAGUAGUAAAGAUGAAGGAAAUCAAUAUCAAGUGGUGAGUCGUAAGUAACAAUACAAACAGUAAUAAUUUCUUAUCCUUUUGGACUUGGGUGUGAUUGUUCCAUUACAUAUGGAUGUGUUAUUCACCGCAGGUUACAAAGUGAUAUAACAGUGUAAUAUAUUUGAUUUCUGUAUGCAUCCUAGGUUUUGUUUGUGUCUACUUGUGUGUAAUGUGGCAAAGUGGACCUGAUAUGUCAUUCACAAACCCUCACCCUACCCACACACUGUAAAGAUGUUCGCGCCGGUCUUUUUCUCUUUAAAUUAUCAUUAUAUUGUUGGUCAUCACUUGUCUCAUAACCUGGUGAAAAUGUUGCGUGCAGAUCAACAGGGUCCUGUUAUUGUUAAGCAUACCCAAAGCUAGCUUACAACUUGUUUUUAACCAACUUAAAUCUCCUUUUUAUCAAAUACAUUGACUGAUCUAUUUUCAAGAUGUUAUGUUUACAUGCUUAGUCUUUUUGUCUUGUGCUGCCUUGAAUGUAAACACAUCAUGAAACUAAUACUGAUUGAAAAAGACAACAUAUUCAUUUAUAUGAAACAAACAGGGCUGGUGAACAACUGCUCUGCCUCUAGUAUGAAAUGUCAGGCCAUGUAAUUAUCCAAUUUUCACCAACAGCUACAUUGAGUUCUUUUUAUUGGUUGUUGCGGUAUUUUUUUGCUGUAUAAACACAUCUUUUUUUUUUAUUAUCACUCUGAGAAUGCUUGUCGUGUAUUUGUGUUGUACAUAUUACAUUGUGGUCUUUUGUACUCUGCAUUUGGGAACGCUCCCGGCUUGUUGGCUUGGACAUUUAAAUGUCCACAUUGCUUGUGUGAUUUUUUUAAAAUAUUGUAAAAUUGAACUCUCUUCAAAUUAAAUCUAAUGCCUGUAUAGAGUUUGGCUUCUUUGGCUGCCACCUCAAUAUAUCGUAUAAUAUACUCAAUGCCAAGUCAUUGGCAAAGAUAAGGAACAUAAGGCCCGCUACAUUUCCUGAUAAAGCAUUACUGUGUGAACGUGGUGUUGCCACAGUGUCAGUAUGAGAUUAUGUAGUUUUGAACACUAGGGGGCGUCAUGGAGACAUACCACAAUUCAUUAUGUGCACACUGUAAAUAUUGUAAUAAUGGAAUUACUUCUCAAAAUUACUCAAGUACAGUCACUCAAUCAAUCACAUAAUAUUUAAAAAUAUUUUUUAUUUCAUACAGAUAUUACUUGUGUGAAUAUAUUUGUUUUUUUCGUAGGGCGCGGCCUCACCUAAUAUUCCCUGCCUGUGUUCCUGUUAUAAUGUACCAUCUAAGUAUGCAACCUAACAAU